AAUGGUGGUGGUGCCAAGGGCCAGCCGGCAGCGACAUCACAAGCCGAGGCCUUUCUCACCCUCGGCAUCACCCACCACGAGUCGGGCGACCUGUCGCGCUCGGCAUACUACUUUGAGCGCUCCGCCAAGAUCGAUGGCGGCUGCGUCGUGGGCAUGUGCAUGUGGGGCAUGGCUCUGCGCGAGGGCUGGGGUGCGCGCAAGGACCCGCGCAAGGGCUUCGAGUGGAUCAGCAAGGCGGCCGCGCGCGCCGGCGAGCUCAUGAAGCCCAGCGGGCCUGGUGGGGUGCAGCAGAAGAGCGAGGCCGAGCUCAAGGCGAUCCGAUCGGAGCUCAAGCUGAGCGUCUACGAGCUCGGCAAGUGCUUUUGCUACGGCUGGGGCGUCAAGCUCGACAAGCUCAUGGCCCUCGAGUACUUUGAGCUCGCUGCCAAGCUCGGCGACUCGGAUGCCCAGGCAGAGGCUGGCGCCCUCCUCGCUGCGGGCAAGGGCGGCUGUAAAAAGGACCUGCGCAAGGCCGCCAUGUACUACCGCAUGGCCGAGGCCCAGGGGUACGACACCGUGGGCCUGUCCUGGAUCCACAAGGACAAGUAC
Messenger RNA from Acaromyces ingoldii, 588 nucleotides. RefSeq names its product HCP-like protein. The annotation marks the transcript as partial. The record is from RefSeq and is a predicted model, not a curated record. Gene Ontology annotation, molecular function: protein binding. The transcript has a single exon. NCBI's taxonomy places the organism in Eukaryota, Fungi, Basidiomycota, Exobasidiomycetes, Exobasidiales, Cryptobasidiaceae.